Molecule: messenger RNA, 733 nt
Organism: Cladocopium goreaui
Lineage: Eukaryota; Dinophyceae; Suessiales; Symbiodiniaceae
Source: the annotation of a GenBank genome assembly
AUGGCUGGCAAGAAGAUCAUCAAGAAGGGCAAGAAGGCUGGCGGAAAGAUCGUCUCAGGCGACGGCGAGAAGGGAUCACCCAAGGUGUCGCCAAAGACGUCGCCAAAGCUGCCGCCCAAGGAGUCUCCCAAAACCUCACCAAAGUUAUCGCCCAAGGAAGCGAAGAAGGCGAAGAAAGCUGCUGCAAAAGCAAAGCCAGAUGCACCGGCAGAAGAACACUUCAAAAAGCACCUCCUACGACUCAGGAGCAAGUUCUUCGGCAACUGGCAUGGGCUGGUGGUGAUUGAUGACUGUAGAGCUGUAGAGGUCAUCAGAAUCAUCAAAGAAGCCUUGAAGAAUCCUGAGGCUCAGAAGAAAGGUGUGGCGUGGACGCCGAAAGAUUGGCCGACCAAGUGGAAGCCCAUCUUGGGGCGCAGCAGAAGGCGCAAUGACAAAGGCCAAGUGGGAGAUCGAGCUGCAGAAGGCUUGGGUCACCGCUUGGGGGCCUACGGCUCAUUCUCACAGACCAAUCAGGCCCUUGCCAGCGCGCCUAAGCCCGAGAGCGCGCCGAAGGGGGAGAAGAGAAAGGAAUUUGAGACAGCUGUGCUGGGUUCGAAGGUUCCUUGCCCACUUGUCGUGCCAGUAGCAGAGAACAAGAUGAAGGCGAAGAAAGGAAAGGGAGGCGUAAACGAUCAGCACCUUUCCAGUCGUGCAGCCAGCUUGGCUGAGAAGGGAAAUGCGGCGGGAAUUGCUU